Molecule: messenger RNA, 2213 nt
Organism: Tripterygium wilfordii
Lineage: Eukaryota; Viridiplantae; Streptophyta; Magnoliopsida; Celastrales; Celastraceae
Product: pentatricopeptide repeat-containing protein At3g56550
Exons: 1
Coding region: 231-1997 (588 amino acids)
Biological process (GO): RNA modification
Molecular function (GO): RNA binding; zinc ion binding; protein binding
Source: RefSeq, a predicted model, not a curated record
UGGCUCUCUCUCCUUCGACCACGUAUUAAAGAGACAUGGCGGAACAAGAACAUGAGGCGGCUGCCGAGCAGCUGGAGGAGGACUUCUCUGUGUGGAAGAACACACCCUCGUUGCACGAUCUCGCACCCUCUCGAGUGGCCGUCUUCGCCUUCCACUUAAGAAGAAUUCAUUUUGAGAUGAUACAACAGCAAUUGUCCGGCAAACAAACAAGUCCUGUUUCGUAGUCGCCCAUGGUGAUUCCUACUGAGACUUUAAAAGCCAAUGCAAUACUGACUCUCUUACAAGGAUGCAACAAUCUGAAAUGGCUUCGAAAACUCCACGCACACGUCUUUGUUUAUGGCCUUCAACAGAACACUGCCAUUGCAAAUAAACUCCUCAACUUCUGCGCCAUCUCAGUCUCUGGCUCGCUGGAGUAUGCUCAACUACUCUUCAAUUACAUUGAAGAGCCACAAACCCAAGCGUGGAAUUCCAUCAUCAGAGGCUUUGCACAGAGCCCAUCCCCUCUCCACGCCCUUAUCUAUUACAACCGAAUGUUGAGAUUCUCUGCUUCUGUUUCUUCUCCGGACACCUUCACUUUCUCCUUCGCACUCAAGGCCUGUGAGAGAAUUAAGGCUUUUAUCAAGUGCCGAGAGGUUCACGGAUUUGUUAUACGAAGUGGGUUUGACAACGAUGUCAUUGUCUGUACCGGCCUCAUGCGAGCUUAUGCUGCAAAUAAAUGUGUGGAGAAAGCGCGGAUGGUGUUCGAUGAUAUGUCUGAAAGGGAUUUGGUUUCGUGGAAUGCCAUGAUAUCUUGCUACUCCCAGGCGGGUUAUCACCACGAGACAUUGGAAAUGUUUAACUUGAUGAGAAAUGAGAAUGUUGGUCUUGAUAGUUUUUCCCUGGUGGGCUUGCUAUCGUCUUGUGCGCAUGUGGGUGCAUUGAAUAGGGGAGUUGAGUUGCAUAGAAUUGCCCGUGAGAAGGGCUUUGUGCAUGGUGUGUAUGUGGGGAAUGCUCUCAUUGACAUGUACGCUAAAUGUGGGAGUUUGGAUGGUGCUCUCGAAGUGUUUAAUGGGAUGCAAAAGAGGGAUGUUCUCACUUGGAACUCGAUGAUAGUUGGGUUUGGAGUCCAUGGCCGUGGCAAUGAAGCAGUCUCAUUCUUCAGGCAGAUGUUGAUGUCAGGAGUCAAGCCAAAUUCAAUCACUUUCCUUGGCGUGCUGUGUGGAUGUAAUCAUCAAGGCUUGGUUGAAAAGGGUGUUGAGUUUUUUCACAUGAUGACCUCCCAAUUCAAUCUGAGUCCCGGAAUUAAGCACCAUGGAUGCUUGGUGGACCUUUAUGGACGAGCUGGGAAGCUUGAUAAGGCACUCGAAAUCAUACACAGUUCUCGUUUAGAGAAAGAUCCCGUCUUGUGGAGGACCCUGCUUGGCUCUUGCAAGAUCCAUGGAAAUGUGGAAAUCGGAGAAAUUGCUUUGAAAAAUCUGAUCCAGCUUGGGGCAUCAAAUGCAGGGGACCAUGUCCUACUCGCAACGAUAUAUUCUAGAGCGAAAGGCGCAGAAGGUGUUGCGAGGAUGAGAAAAAAUAUCAAAAACCUAGGAACAAAGACAACUCCUGGUUGGAGUUGGAUUGAAGUUGGUGAUAGGGUUCAUAGAUUUGUUGUGGAUGACAAGUCGCAUCCUGACUCCAAAAAAAUUUAUGAAAACUUGGGGGAAAUAAUCCAUCGAGCCACCUUGGUUGGUUAUGUUGAAGAAGAUUAUGUUGUGGCCCUGAAUGGAUCCUCUUCUGAAGAGUGUCUGGAGAGUCCUAGCUCGUGUCACAGUGAGAAGCUGGCGAUCGCUUUUGGAAUUGCUACUACACCCAAAGGAACAAGUCUUCGAAUUGUGAAGAACCUAAGGGUUUGUAGAGACUGUCAUUCAUUUACAAAGUAUGUUUCUAAAGCAUUCAAGCGAGAUAUUAUCGUUAGAGAUCGAGUUCGGUUUCAUCACUUCAAGGAUGGCCUUUGUUCUUGCAGAGACUAUUGGUGAUUUAAUGGUAAUAUCAUCCAUUUUUAUUAGGCUGUGGCAUAUUUUCAUUUGUUCUAUGUUUUAGAAACAAAAAUGUUUGCAGAAUAAACCCAACACAAUUUCAACAUAAGUGAAUCCAUCUAACGGACGGAUUCUUUCUUGUCUCGACUUGUGGAUUCAUGUAGCCAACUCCAACAAGAACCACUGCUUUGAUAUACCGUUGGAGGGUGAUUCAUC